Kalmanozyma brasiliensis GHG001 is the source of this 1377-nucleotide messenger RNA. RefSeq names its product Nucleolar, Nop52. Lineage: Eukaryota; Fungi; Basidiomycota; Ustilaginomycetes; Ustilaginales. The transcript has a single exon. Gene Ontology annotation, cellular component: preribosome, large subunit precursor; nucleus; preribosome, small subunit precursor. Gene Ontology annotation, biological process: rRNA processing. The record is from RefSeq and is a predicted model, not a curated record. Bases 1 to 1377 code for a protein of 458 amino acids.
AUGGCGACGGCCUCUUCAUCAAAAGCGAGCUCCUCGAAGCGCAAGGCCAUCCCUACCACCGCCGGCAAAACGAAAAAGUCCAAACCUGCCCCGACGAGCAACGACGAUGCCUCCAUCCCACUCGGUCGGGCGCUCGCCUCCACCGAGAAGCGCAUCCGCGAUUCAGCCGUCCGCUCGCUCCGCACGUACCUCUCCACCAACGGUGCGCACACCAUCCCGACUCUGGAGCUGCAGAAGCUCUGGAAGGGACUCUUCUACUGUUUCUGGAUGAGCGAUAAGCCUUUGAUCCAGCAAAGGCUCGCCGAUGAUUUGGCGAGUCUCGUUCUUGUUCACCCCUCUUCAUCUACCAACCGGAGCGAGGCGGGGUUGGCGUUCCUAGAGGGCUUCUGGGAUACGAUCACCGCCGAGUGGGGGGGAUUGGACAAGCAUCGGGUGGACAAAUUCUACCUGCUCGUCCGCCGAUUUGUUGCAUCCGGAUUUCAAUUGCUUGCGGAAGAAAAGUGGCCACCGGUCGCAGUGAAGACCUUCCAAGGGAUACUGGGCAAGUUCGACGGCGUGUUAAGCACCAACAACCCCAAAACACCGGAUAGCCUGACAUACCAUUUGUCGGAUAUGUACCUCGACGAACUGGAAAAGGUGGUCGAAAAAGUGCACGAUCAGGAGAACGAACAGGCAGAAGAGACGGAGGAAGGAGAGGAGGAGGAGUUGGUGCUGGUGCCGACGUUGGAGCUAUUGAUGCCGUUUGUGGAUGCAUUGGCGACGGCGAAGAGCAAGGCGAUGUACGAGAGGAUUUGGGCGAACGUGUUCCAGCCGUUGCUGGAGGAUACGCUGCGUGCGUCGGCGAGGGAUGAUGAGGCGUCGCUGUCGGAUGACGAGGAGGAGGCGUCACUCGAUGACGAUAAGGAUGAGGACGUGGAGGAGGACGAAGGGGAGGACUUGGAGGAGGGCGAAGACGAAGAGGAGGGAGGAGACGAGACGACCAACGGUACAGAAUUCCACUCUUUCGCCGACGAAUCCGGUCUUCCUGCCAACGACGACGAGUCUGAACGCUCCCUCCCUUCCGAUUCCGAAGAGGACGACGAGGAGGACGACGCGGAAGACGACGUCCGCUUCCCGCUCCUGCUCGCCCUCUCCUCCGUCCCCACUCCCACGACUGCCAACGACGACGAAGAGCCCGACGCUAGCAGCAUCGACGUCGCCCUCGUGCUGCGCAAGAGCAUCUUCCAGGCGCUCUUCACCGCCGCCUCGCGCAAGGACGCCACCGAGGCGAGGAGGAGGCUCCUCUACCAGCUGUGGCGCGACGAGCAGGAUCGGCUCAACGAUCAGGCCGAGAGCUCCUCCUCCUCCUCCUCCUCCUCCUCCGACGACGACGAGUAA